Molecule: messenger RNA, 546 nt
Organism: Ostertagia ostertagi
Lineage: Eukaryota; Metazoa; Nematoda; Chromadorea; Rhabditida; Trichostrongylidae
Source: the annotation of a GenBank genome assembly
AUGUCGAAGCAGAGUCUUCUUCUCAAUCUUGACAAGGGUCUUGACUCAUUUUUCCCUCGCUGUACUCCGGUAAUUGCAGAGUCUGUCACAAAGGAAUUCGAUUUGAACUCGAUUGAACAAACUAACAUACUCGAUACACCAAAACGACCUCGACUGAAGAAAACGAGUAAAGGUCGACGUGCUGCUACUGAGCGGCUAACAACUCUUGACACUGAGUCUAUCAAAAUCGAAGAGGACCCACGUGACUCAUUAGUGGUGCCUGUGAUAAAAGAUGAAGGUGGUCCAAUUGCUACAAGCGCACGACAAGGCCUGCAGGCUAAAGAAGACUACACAUCUGUGAAAAGCACUUUGAAGCAUGCGGAUACCACAUCACCGUAUCCACCGGUCAUGCUUAUUCGGGUCGCUGGGGAGAAACGAGUCGAUGUGAGGCUUGUGGCUCCAUUGGUGUCGUCUAUUCAUCAAAAUGCUGUUUUCAUACUAGUCACGCCAACAAAGUUGUAUAAAUAUGAGGGAGAAAAUAGCAAUAUUCUUGAAAAGACAAAGUGA